This is a messenger RNA of Rotaria sp. Silwood2, 1697 nucleotides long. The record is from the annotation of a GenBank genome assembly. NCBI's taxonomy places the organism in Eukaryota, Metazoa, Rotifera, Eurotatoria, Philodinida, Philodinidae.
AUGAAGCGAGUUGGCAUUCAAUCUGGACAGAAGAAAACAGCAUGGUGGACUGAAGAAAUUCGCAACGUCGUCCGUGAAAAGAAAAUAGCUUACCACAAGUGGAUACAACGGCAAACAACUGAAAACGGGCAGAAUUAUAAACAAAUACGAGAAAAGGUGAAGAAAAUUGUCUCUGAGGCAAAAUCAAAAUCAUGGGAACAGUUUGGUCAUCAACUAGAACAUAAUAAUCACUCGGCAAACAAAUUGUUCUGGCAAACCAUUCGACGACUUCAUAAAGGUGAACAGAAACCAACUCGUUCAAUAAAAGACAUGACAGGUCGCCUUUUGACACGAGAAGAAGAUAUUUUAAAUCGAUGGAAAAAAUAUUUUGCAGAAUUAUACAACCCAACAUCAGCAAAAUAUAUCAAAUUAAAUGAACCAACCGACAACGAAUCCAACACCAUAUCAACAACUGAAGUUACAACAGCCAUUCAAUCACUUAAAUCAGGUAAAGCAGCAGGAGUGGACGAAAUCAGACCAGAGAUGCUAAAAUCUCUCAAAUCUGGUGGUGUAGAUUGGCUUACUCGAAUCUGCCGUGUGGCUUGGACAACUGGUAAAGCCCCACUGGAAUGGCAGACCGAUAUUGUGGUUCCAAUCUUCAAGAAAGGAGAUCAGAAAGAGUGUUCAAAUUAUAGAGGAAUCACUCUGUUAAGUCUCCCAGGCAAAGUUUUCACCAGAAUUAUCGAACGUAGAUGUCGAGAUAUAGUUGAACCGCACAUUCAAGAGACACAAUGUGGUUUCCGCGCAAGAAGAGGAACAACCGAUCAAAUAUUCACGCUGCAACAAAUAUUAGAAAAGUCAUGGGAAUUCGCCAAGCUUGUCUACACAUUGUUCAUCGACUUAGAAAAAGCAUACGAUCGAGUACCACGUGAAAUACUCUGGAAGAUAUUACAAGAAUAUGGAAUACGUGGUCACCUACUAUCAUCAAUUCAAGCCUUAUACAACAACUGUAGAAGCUCUGUUCGAAUAAAUGGUAACAAAUCAGAACAUUUUCAGGUGAAAGUUGGACUUCGACGAGGAUGCGUAUUAUCUCCGUUAUUAUUUACGAUAUUUAUGGACAAGGUGUCUCGAACAAGUAUCAACCCAACCUGUAUCAACAUUGGUGAUGUAAAAGUGGACUCCCUUCUCUUCGCCGACGACAUUGCUCGGUUUGCACAAUCAACAACAGAUCUACAAAGUGCUCUCAAUAGAUUACAAGAAGUAUGCACAACCUAUGACAUGAAGAUAAACGUGAAGAAAACAGAAUUAAUGGUAACUUCAAGAGAACUCGAACAAUGCAACCUACAUUUAAACAACGAACAGAUCAACCUGGUAAAAACCUAGGAUUCUAGCAUUCUAUAGCGAUUUUCCAGGCAAUGAAAGCAUGGAAAAGAACUCUAAAGGACUCAAUUCGAAAGAGCUCAUCAAGAUCUACUUAGAAAGUUUCAUGAGAGCUUUGGAAAGUUGAUGAGAGCGAAUCCUGGGGCGUUUUGGGAAAAACCUAGGAUUCUAGCAUUCUAUAUCAAUUUUCCAAGCAAUAAAAGCAUGGAAAAGAACUCUAAAGGAGUCAAUUCGAAAAAGCUCAUCAAGAUGUACUUGGAAAGUUUCAUGAGAGCUUUGGAAAGUUGAUGAGAGCGAAUCCUGGUGGGAUUUAAUGAAAAACCUAGGAUCCUAGCAUU